This is a messenger RNA of Entelurus aequoreus (snake pipefish), 2295 nucleotides long. RefSeq names its product high affinity cAMP-specific and IBMX-insensitive 3',5'-cyclic phosphodiesterase 8A-like. The record is from RefSeq and is a predicted model, not a curated record. Bases 694 to 2295 code for a protein of 533 amino acids. Gene Ontology annotation, biological process: regulation of DNA-templated transcription. NCBI's taxonomy places the organism in Eukaryota, Metazoa, Chordata, Actinopteri, Syngnathiformes, Syngnathidae. The transcript has 12 exons.
CAGUAAAGGCUGAAGGUCAUCCUCGCGGGCCGCCAUUGGCCGGGCGGCUGUCACCCAUGGAGGCUCCGACGCCAGCGAGGCGGAGAGAAGACAAGCCGAAGAGGAGCUCCCGUUAGCGGCUUCGUCCUAGCUCGUCUCCCCUCGCGCCCAAACAGCCGCGUUGGCGACAUUGACGUCCAUUUGACGUCUUUUAGGACGUCUGGCAGCCGCCACAUCUGCUUCUUCCGGAGCGGAUCCUGGAGACUCUGCACCCGCCUUUGGCCCACCGCAGGCGGCUCUCGGAUGACUGAACGCCGGCUGGACCUGGUUGUUCUUCUCCCUCCUAUUAUUAUUGUUAUUAUUGACAUUGUUGACCAUGUCGGAGCCGAGAAGACGUCUGCAUGUUGUCAAGUGAGGCAGAAAGUCAACAUUGUUGCAGUGUGUGUAAUGUGUGUGGUGUGUGCGCAUGCGUGGCGGCCUACGUCAAGUUGAGGUGAGAAAGAAGAGAUGCCAGGGGAGAGUACCAGAGUCCAGAGUCCAGCCAAGUUGGGACUGAAGAUGGAGAUGAAGAUGAAGGAGGAGGAGGAGGUGGUGUGACAAUUGCAAAUCUAUUCUUCAUGUCUGUGUGGGGAGCAGCAGUGGUGUUGUCACGGCCCAGAUGACACACAAGUCCUUCUACAUCUCAGCCAUGGAGUCGCACUAGCAGCCUGAAGCAUGGGCUGUGCCUCCAGUAUCCACAUCUCUGACAGGGUGGUCUACCACACGGGGAAGGAGUCCGAGGACUCACCCUCGCCCCAGCAAGGAAAUCCUGUCUCGGGUCUGCCUGUUAAAGCCCUGAGCUGCAAGAGCAUGUUGACACAGGUGCAGUUUGGACCAAUGAAGUUACUUCAAGACUCACUUCAGGUACUUUUAGUUUUUGCCAAAGAGGACAGUCAGAGCAGCGCCUUCUGCUGGGCGUGUGAGCGAGCCAACUACAGCUGCAGCCUGGCACGCACGCCCGAGUCCGCCCUCCAGUGCUUCGCCCAAAAACACCACCACCUCGUCCUCAUCGACCACCGACAUUCCAGACACUUUGACGCUGAAGCACUGUGCCGGUCCAUGAGAGCACUCAGCUGUGCAGAAAACACUGUGAUGGUGGCCGUAGUCAGGAGGCCAGACAGAGAGGAAGUGUCCAUCAUGCCUCUGAUCACUGCUGGCUUUAACAGGAGGUAUGUGGAGAAUGCCAACAUGAUGACUUGUUACAACGAGCUGCUGCAGCUGCAACAUGGAGAGCUGCUGGCACACUUUAAACUCAGGGCUGCAACAUCUAUCUUCACAGCUCUGGAACAAAGUCAGGAGGCCAUUCAGAUCAUUUCUGAAGAUCAAGUCAUUCAGUAUGUGAACCCUGCCUACGAGUCCAUGAUGGGCUACCAGCAACAUGAACUCAUUGGGAAGGAAAUAAUAGAAGUGCCUAAAAGUGACAAGAACAAACCUGAUCUCCUUGAAACCAUAAACUCCUGCAUCCACAAAGGAAAGGAGUGGCAGGGUGUGUAUUAUGCCAAAAAGAAGGAUGGAGAGAGCAUCCAACAAAAUGUGAAGAUCACACCUGUGCUGAGGACAGGGAGGGUAAGUCACAUGAUCACACCUGUGCUGGGACAGGGAGGGAGGCUGCGUGCGGGCGCCAGACGAGCGUCUCCACAGCAAGCGAAGAGGCUGAGCUUCAGCAGGCUGCUGGAGCUGGAGCAGCAGGCGGCUGGGCUGCAGGUUGAGCAAGAGCAAGCGGCUGGGCUGGAUGUAGGACAGGCGGUGGUGGCCGUGCAGGAGGUGGCAGCCUGGCUGGACAUAGGACUGGGGGCGGUGGCCAUACGGGAGAUGGCAGCCUGGCUGGACAUAGGACUGGGGGCGGUGGCCAUACGGGAGAUGGCAGCCUGGCUGGAUGUAGGACUGGGGGCGGUGGCCAUGCGGGAGGUGGCAGCCUGGCUGGAUGUAGGACUGGGGGCGGUGGGCAUGCGGGAGGUGGCAGCCUGGCUGGAUGUAGGACAGGCGGUGGUGGCCGUGCAGGAGGUGGCAGCCUGGCUGGACGUAGGACUGGGGGCGGUGGCCAUGCGGGAGGUGGCAGCCUGGCUGGGCGUAGGACUGGGGGCGGUGGCCAUGCGGGAGGAGGAGGUGGAGGUGACGGGGACCUUCAAGCAGGUGAAGGUGCAGCUGGUGGAGCAGAAUUAUGAUCCAAGUCGUGUUUCUGAUCCAUUGUUCAUCCUGGAUGAUAAGCACAAGAGUUUUGUUCCUCUCACUCAUCACGUCUACACCGCCAUCAUAUCAGGACUUAUCAAACUAUAA